AUGUCAGUGCCAAAAGCAGUAACCCCGAGCUACACUCGGGCUUACCAUGCGGCGCUGCAUAGGGAGUCCCUGCAGAGCUUACCUUGUCCUUUGCUCCCGCGAUGUGUCCCCUGCAGCGUCCCCGGCCAUCUCCUCCGGCCGAUGCCGGCAUCCGGCUUCUGUGUUCCAGUCCCUGUGACGUCGGGACGUACGGGCGCCGCCGGUGGCGGGAAAUUUGAAAAUUAAAACAUUGCUGUUUCAACCCAUUUCACAUACAUAUUGUCCCGAGUGCUUUAUCCUGUGCCCCGCCUGCAUUUUGUCUGUUCUUUCUG
Messenger RNA from Staurois parvus, 311 nucleotides. NCBI's taxonomy places the organism in Eukaryota, Metazoa, Chordata, Amphibia, Anura, Ranidae. The record is from the annotation of a GenBank genome assembly.